Messenger RNA from Gigantopelta aegis, 576 nucleotides. RefSeq lists its product as uncharacterized. The transcript is spliced from 5 exons. Bases 155 to 511 code for a protein of 118 amino acids. NCBI's taxonomy places the organism in Eukaryota, Metazoa, Mollusca, Gastropoda, Neomphalida, Peltospiridae. Gene Ontology annotation, molecular function: calcium ion binding. The record is from RefSeq and is a predicted model, not a curated record.
GAUAACCAUCUUAAUUAAUUGACACGUUGAGCCACAACAGGCGUAUCAACAGGAUGUGGAGGAGAAUGUUUCCUCUAUAAAGUCAGAGAGAAGCAUCCUGGUAUUCAUCGUUCGUCUGCGCUUUCUGGGACUCCCACACUGAACCUUGUUGAAGAUGAAGCACGCAUACCUGUUGAUUUUGCUGGUGGCCCUUGCGGUGAGCCGUGGGGCGGAAGGAGGCUGGAUAAGAUGGAGACGGAUCUGGAACGGGGUGAAGAAAGUUGCUAAAGUUAUCACCACUGCCAAAGCAGUAGCGGCAGUAGCGGCAGUCGUAGGUAGAAAACGAGAUCUUUCUGAGUUUGACACGAACCUGGAUGGUCUUGUGAACGAGUCUGAACUAGAAGACGUGUUCACCACGAGAGAGGCUCGGGCAGUCCUAGAUAUGGCUGAUCUGGAUGGAAACGCCCAGGUCACCAUGGAUGAGUUUCGACAGGUGAUGACAGAACUGAGCGACAUGCAUAAUCGACAAUAGGUUAGAGCAGAUAUUUCCAUCUGUUGAUGAGGAACCCUCUACAAAUAAAACUUGAUGUUUAGAAA